AUGCCCGCGGUCGUCGAGGCGAUGGCAACAACACCGAAUUCCGCUAUGGACAAUGAUAAGAAACGCAAUAAGUUGGGAUAUCAUCGGACAUCUGUCGCAUGUGUGCAUUGCCGGCGUCGCAAGAUUCGAUGUUUAGUCGCGGCGGACGAUACUCAAGGUCGAUGUGAGAAUUGUAUUCGGCUACGUAAGGAAUGCCAGUUUUUCCCAGUCGAUCAGCAACCGCCAAUUGAGAAGAAGUCGCGGCCAAGUUCGCGAUUGGAGUCGCAACCGGGGGAUCACUCGGUGACAACGCCUAUUUCAUCUUCCCCAACCAACUUGAACCCGGAUUCCGUCGAAGCUUUCUAUCCGUAUUCGCCAAUGUCAAUGAAUGCGUCUUCCGGGCAGGAUAUGACCGGAUUUAACCCCGCUGGAUAUCCUGCAACCCCGAUGUCGGGAUUCCCAACUGCCACAAUAGCCGCCAACAAAGGACAAAUGAUGAAUCUCGCCCCCGGUGUCUGGAAUCCAAACGGCAUGCCUCCAGGGUCAGGUCUUCCUCCAACAUCGCCUAUGUCUGGCGCAUCACCAAUGGCAGCUCAAGCACAAUCUAUGAACCCGACUCCAGCAUACACCAUGCAACCCGAUGGAUCUGUUUGGCCAGUACCGCCACAACAACCGUCGCGAACAAUGAGUUAUCCCGGUCAAGCAGACAUGAGCUCAUCGUAUCCGAGUCAAUUCCCGCAACAUCAGCAGCAGCAGAUGCCACCAGACCUCAAGCGAAGGAUGACGACUCCAACACACCACCCCGGAUCAAACCCUGAAAUGCAAGCCGGACCGGGUUCAGUCUCUUACCCACCCCAAGCAGGCAUGGGAUAUGCCCAAUGGCCCAUGAACACUAUGCCCGUGAACGUGGUUCCAUACCCGAUGUACACGGGUGAAGCAGUUCAGCAACCUCCAUACCCCCCAAUGGGACACCCGCCAGGUCGAUCAGGUCCCUAA
Molecule: messenger RNA, 975 nt
Organism: Penicillium waksmanii
Lineage: Eukaryota; Fungi; Ascomycota; Eurotiomycetes; Eurotiales; Aspergillaceae
Product: putative C6 finger domain protein
Exons: 3
Coding region: 1-975 (324 amino acids)
Biological process (GO): regulation of DNA-templated transcription
Molecular function (GO): DNA-binding transcription factor activity, RNA polymerase II-specific; zinc ion binding
Source: RefSeq, a predicted model, not a curated record